AUGACUACUCCAUUUGACGACUCAUCAGACGAAGACACACUUUUGCCAGAAUCGUCAAGUCCUAAAUGUGAGGAGGAUGAAGACGACGACUUUUUUGAACAAAGCGACUUGUCACCUUUUAGAGAUUCCGACAACAACCACGACGAUGGCAUCUUCAAACGACAAAAGCAAAUCAUUUACACUUACAGUAGGAGAAUGUCCAUUAGGGGAGCCCUGCAAGAAUCCAAAAAAUUAUACGAGAAAAUAAAAACUGAAAGUGAUGUGGAGAUCAAAGAUGAGGAGGCUGACGAAGAUUUAGUCAUAGAGAACGAAACUGUCCGACCUGUCUCCAGCGAACAAGUUCCUGCAACUGAUCCAGAUCGCAAGCGUUGUCCAUAUUGUGCCGCUGAAUUUGAGUCGGGCAUUGGACUGUCCAAUCAUAUUCGAGGGCAUCUUCAUAGAAUUGGACUCAAUCACAAAGCUCGUCACAAUCCGGUCUCAACCACCGAUGAAAAGCUACACAUUGGACAAGGAAUAACGCUAAUGAAGAAAAAAGCAGAACUGGAGGAGGACAUUGACUCUCUGACUUUGAAGAAAGUCCACAAAUGUCCAUUGUGUGGGGAUUCGUUUGACAACAGAACAGGGCAGGCCAACCACAUUCGAGGCCAUCUCAAAAAGCUUGGAAAAGGUGUUACAUCCAAACUUAAAUCUCCCAUACUUCUACUUCGGGAGUUGAUGCGAGACAAGAAGGAGUACCAGAGGGCUCUUGAAAUCAUCGGAAAAAACAAUUAUGUCCAGCACAAACCAUCAUCCAAACUGUCUGACUUUCGAACUUUUACACCUCGCUCCAUAGACUAUGUGAAAGAUGAGAGCUUUGACAACAAACCACUUGCACCCAAGCUCUCGUUGCAUAUUUCUGAAAAAGACGAGCUAGAGACAAAUUCGGACAUAAAAAACAACUCGGCUUUGAUAGGAAUUCUAAAGAAGAGGAAGUGUCAGGAAGACGGCGACCAAUAUUCAGGAUCAAGACUUCUAUCAUCACUGCCACAUUCUUUAUCAGAGAAAGAUGGAUUCAGAAGAAAGAGUUGCAUGCACUGUAACGCAUCGUUCCACAGUGGAGUCAGCCUCUCCAACCAUCUCCGAGCGUGUGGCCGCCGCAAGAAGAACGGCCUUCUUGAUGCGACCGCACAUGAUGGUAAAAUUAGAAGACAACAAAUGAGGCCAGUUCCAAAGAAGAAAAUCCUGCCCCUCUCUCAAACCCCAGAGGAGAAGUACCGACUCACGUGCAGGUUCUGUGACCUGGUGUUCCAGGGCCCUCUGUCCGUCCAGGAGGACUGGGUCAAGCACUUACAAAGACACAUAAUGAACACCAGUGUGCCGAACACCGGCCUGGCCAUGGUGGAGGUCAGAUCUGCGCCCAAAGACCUCUCCACCAGGAAAGAUGAAGACGGCAGCACCAGCGCCCCCUGCUGA
This is a messenger RNA of Knipowitschia caucasica, 1452 nucleotides long. The record is from the annotation of a GenBank genome assembly. NCBI's taxonomy places the organism in Eukaryota, Metazoa, Chordata, Actinopteri, Gobiiformes, Gobiidae.